Messenger RNA from Mus pahari (shrew mouse), 5793 nucleotides. It is a transcript of the gene Ireb2, whose product is annotated as iron responsive element binding protein 2. NCBI's taxonomy places the organism in Eukaryota, Metazoa, Chordata, Mammalia, Rodentia, Muridae. The record is from RefSeq and is a predicted model, not a curated record. The transcript has 22 exons. Bases 118 to 3009 code for a protein of 963 amino acids. Gene Ontology annotation, biological process: tricarboxylic acid cycle; citrate metabolic process. Gene Ontology annotation, cellular component: cytosol; mitochondrion. Gene Ontology annotation, molecular function: aconitate hydratase activity; iron-responsive element binding; 4 iron, 4 sulfur cluster binding.
GUUUCCUUCCUCCUUCCCCCUGCCCGUCCGCCCGUCUUCCUCCCUGUCUUCCCGGCCUGGCCUCCCCCUCCUUCCCCCGCCGGCCCCCUUCCCGCAGGGAUAAUAUGGUCUCCGGCGAUGGACUCCCCAAAUGCAGGACGCACCUUUGAGUACCUUAUUGAAACAUUAAAUGGCAAUUCACAGAAGAAGUUCUUCAAUGUACCUAAACUUGGAGGCACCAAGUAUGAUAUUCUGCCUUACUCAAUACGGGUCCUAUUGGAAGCUGCUGUACGAAAUUGUGAUGGCUUUUUAAUGAAAAAGGAAGAUGUUAUGAACAUUUUGGACUGGAAAACCAAACAGAACAAUGUUGAAGUGCCCUUUUUCCCCGCCCGUGUUGUUCUUCAAGAUUUCACUGGAAUACCGGCAAUGGUGGAUUUUGCUGCUAUGAGGGAGGCAGUGAAAACUCUUGGAGGUGAUCCUAAGAAAGUCCACCCUGCCUGUCCGACAGAUCUCACAGUGGACCACUCUUUACAGAUUGACUUCAGUAAAUGUGCAAUACAGAAUGCACCAAAUCCUGGAGGUGGUGACCUACAGAAAGCAGGAAAGCUCUCUCCACUUAAAGUGCAGCCUAAGAAGCUUCCGUGUCGAGGCCAGACUACCUGCCGGGGAUCGUGUGAUUCUGGAGAACUAAACCGAAACUCAGGAACAUUUUCUUCACAGAUUGAGAAUACACCUGUCUUGUGUCCUUUUCAUUUGCAACCAGUGCCUGAACCUGAGACAGUGUUAAAAAAUCAAGAAGUAGAAUUUGGCAGAAAUCGAGAGAGGCUUCAGUUUUUCAAGUGGAGCGCAGGAGCCUUUAAGAAUGUGGCCGUCAUCCCGCCUGGAACUGGAAUGGCUCAUCAAGUGAACUUAGAAUACUUAUCAAGAGUCGUGUUCGAAGAAACGGACCUGCUCUUCCCAGACAGCGUAGUUGGCACAGAUUCUCACAUAACCAUGGUGAAUGGAUUGGGGAUUCUUGGGUGGGGAGUUGGAGGCAUUGAGACAGAGGCAGUUAUGCUUGGCCUGCCAGUUACUCUUACUUUACCAGAGGUGGUUGGAUGUGAGCUAACUGGGUCAUCCAAUGCUUUUGUUACAUCCAUAGAUAUUGUCCUUGGCAUUACAAAGCACCUCAGGCAAGUAGGCGUGGCUGGAAAGUUUGUUGAGUUCUUUGGAAGUGGAGUUUCACAAUUAUCUAUUGUUGAUAGAACUACCAUAGCAAACAUGUGUCCAGAAUAUGGUGCUAUCCUCAGCUUUUUCCCUGUUGACAAUGUGACACUACAACAUUUAGAACAUACAGGUUUUGACAAAACCAAACUUGAGUCAAUGGAAAAAUACCUUAAAGCUGUGAAAUUGUUUCGAAAUGAUGAGAAUUCUUCAGAACCUGAAUAUUCUCAGGUGAUACAGAUUAAUCUGAAUUCAAUAGUUGCAUCUGUCAGUGGUCCAAAAAGGCCUCAGGAUAGGGUUGCUGUAACAGAUAUGAAAAGUGAUUUUCAGGCUUGUUUAAGUGAAAAGGUUGGAUUUAAAGGCUUCCAAGUUGCAGCUGAAAAACAAAGUGAUACCGUCUCUGUUCGUUAUGAUGGAAGUGAGUAUAAGCUGUCUCAUGGAUCUGUGGUCAUUGCUGCAGUUAUCAGUUGUACUAAUAAUUGCAAUCCAUCUGUGAUGCUUGCUGCAGGUCUUUUGGCUAAAAAGGCUGUUGAAACUGGUCUACGAGUUAAACCUUAUAUAAGAACAAGUUUGUCUCCAGGCAGUGGGAUGGUUACACAUUACCUCAGUUCAAGUGGAGUGUUACCCUAUCUUAGCAAGCUAGGGUUUGACAUAGUUGGCUAUGGAUGUUCAACGUGUGUAGGAAAUACAGCACCUUUAUCAGAAGCAGUUUUGAAUGCAGUAAAACAGGGUGAUUUGGUUACCUGUGGAGUUUUAUCUGGAAACAAACAUUUCGAAGGCCGUCUUUGUGAUUGUGUUCGUGCCAAUUAUCUCGCCUCUCCGCCCUUAGUGGUGGCUUAUGCCAUAGCAGGCACAGUGAAUAUAGACUUCCAGACAGAGCCUUUAGGUACUGACUCUACGGGCAAGGAAAUUUACCUGCGUGACAUUUGGCCUAGUCGAGAAGAAGUUCAUCAGAUGGAGGAAGAACAUGUUAUAUUGUCAAUGUUUAAAGCACUAAAAGAGAAAGUAGAGAUGGGAAAUAAACGGUGGAAUUCCUUAGAUGCUCCAGACUCAGUGCUGUUUCCAUGGGAUGUGAAGUCUACUUACAUCAGAUGCCCUUCAUUUUUUGAUAAACUUACCAAAGAGCCAGCUGCAUUCCAGCCUAUUGAAAAUGCCCAUGUCCUGUUGUAUUUGGGAGACUCUGUCACUACAGAUCAUAUAUCACCUGCUGGAAGUAUUGCUAGGAGUAGUGCUGCUGCUAAGUAUUUGACAAACAGAGGCCUUACUCCCCGAGAGUUCAACUCUUAUGGAGCCCGAAGAGGUAAUGAUGCUGUGAUGACAAGAGGCACAUUUGCAAACAUCAAGCUUUUUAAUAAGUUUAUUGGGAAGCCAGCUCCCAAAACAAUUCAUUUUCCAUCGGGACAAACGCUCGAUGUAUUUGAAGCUGCAGAACUGUACCAGAAAGAAGGUAUCCCACUGAUAAUUUUAGCAGGAAAAAAAUAUGGUUCAGGAAAUUCAAGAGAUUGGGCUGCCAAAGGACCCUAUUUGCUGGGUGUAAAGGCUGUUUUGGCUGAAAGCUAUGAAAAGAUACACAAAGAUCAUUUGAUUGGAAUUGGAAUAGCGCCACUUGAGUUCCUCCCAGGAGAAAAUGCAGAUUCCUUGGGCCUCUCUGGCAGAGAAGUAUUUUCUUUAUCAUUUCCUGAAGAACUCUUUCCUGGAAUUAAAUUAAAUAUAAAGACAAGUACUGGAAAAGAGUUCAGCGUGAUUGCAGCAUUUGAAAAUGAUGUGGAGAUAACUUUGUACAAACAUGGAGGCUUAUUAAACUUUGUGGCUCGAAAAUUCUUAUAGUAUCUACUCACCGUGGUAUCUUUCAUGACUCGUAACUGCAAAGCCUUCUGUGCUGGACCCAGGAAUCAUUGCCAUGGAACUGCAGAUAACUUCAGUAUACUUAUCUCAUCCAUGGAUGUAAAUGAUAAUGAAUCAAUGUAGUGACUAAAAUGAAAUCUUGAUUUUAAAUAAUAUACGAAUGGUGCUAUUAACAUUGCUAAAAUCAACGUAUGAAGUGUGUUGUGGAAGAGACCUGUAAGUAUGGGGGGGUAUAUUUUAUGAGAACAUUUUGUAAAUAAAGACAGAAUUUGAACUUGUGUUGAAGAUUCCUAUGAAUAGCCGUUCUAAAGCUGUUUGUUUUGUUUUGCACCUUUAAAACUGUACCACUCUUUGUUGGUUUAAGAAUAGCAAGUUGAAAUAGAAGAAUCCAGAUUAGACCCUAAGAUUGUGGAAAUGGGUACCUGAUUUAUAAAUGAAUUUUUUUAAGUGUUUUUCUUUCCAGAAUUGAAUUGGACACAGUUGGCAUUCCCAGUUUGUAAUGUAAGUCAGGUUUGGCCUUAGUCUCAGUAUGUCUGCAAGGCAUAGAACCUGCCCCAGAUCACAGUCUCUCUGACCAAUCCAGCCAAAAUGUACUCCAUGUCUGAAGAUAAACGACUGCAAAAUAUAGCUGAUCAUGUGGUAUCGUGUAUUAGUAAAAUAUAUUUCCUAUGGUACAGCCCUGUAAUAUUUUUUAGUAAUUUGCCACUAUGACCCUCUUGCAAGCCCAAAUACUGGUGUAUUCAUUUGAACUAGAUUUUGCUCAUUUUACAUGAUACUGUAACGCCUGUAACCUCAAUUAGGUAUCACCAGCUGACAUUCCACACUCCUUUUAUGAAUGCUGGAAACAAUUUGAAUCAAACUCUAGAUUUCCUUUAGAUUUAUAAAGUAUCCAUCCAAAGUUAUAGAUAUGCACCCUAAGGGUUUUAUUUUUGGUUUUUAGUUUUACAGUCCUUUAAGUUGACUUCUUGCUAUUUGGCUCUUUAUUUUAUCUGGGAUACAUCACUCUGUUAAUUUCAUUAAAAUUUGUUCUUUAAUCAAAAUUGACCAUAAAGAUAAGACACUUGGUGGUCACUGCUGUUUGCAUGUCUGUCAUGUGUUUGCAGUUACAUCUGUAUCUGUUAUACCACAUCACAUGCUUAGUCCAUGUUUAACAUCUUUUUAAAAGGUUGGAAAAUAAUUUUAGAAAGCCCUAUACCUUUUUUUUUUUAAUUAAGAAGUUAAACUUAGCAGCAAAAAGUUAAGUGUAGUGGUUUUUAAAGAAAUUUUUUUAAAUCUGAUCUGUUCUGUGCACUGCACAAAAUGAAAAGUACUUGUUUAUGCUAAACCUAAGGAACUACCGAACCAGUGGGUGAAGAACACUGAGAACUUCACACAUGAUCAGUUGUACAGUCUUUUGAAAAUAUUUUUCAAAUAUGUACUUAGUUGGACUAGAGUUUGACAAAACUAGUCUCUUUAGUUAAUGUUUUCUUUGUUACUUUGAAACCAUACUGUGUUCUGGUAGAUACCAUGUGUCUGUCUGUAUGUGUGUUAAUCUGUAGAAGCCUGAAUCAGGAAUGGAGAAUUUACAAGUUGAGUAUUAAAAUACUGGUACAUGCUUUGAAAAAAAAAAUGGUAAUUCCAGAUGUAUAGAUGGAAAAUAAUCUGUCAUAUUUUGAAGGCAUACUCCCGUGUUUAGUAUGAGCUACAAGUCUGGACAUAAAUGUUUGAAAAAUGGUAAACUUGCUAUGAAUCAAAUAUUAUUAAUCAAACAUUUCCAGUACAGUAAUGAUAUAGAAAUUGCAUUUCAGGAACAAAUUGAAGGUUCUCUAAAUCUCUCACCCAGAAACAGUGAAUUAAAUUCUUGAUAAGUGUGGUUUUAAAUGUGGGAAUGAAAUUAAGCACAUGUCCCAAUGUGUGUAUCUUGUGAUUCUGCCUCCAGCCAAAUAAUGCAAAAAUGUGGCACCUGUUUUUAUUGUGUUACUUACUUUCUUUGUUGACAAUUUUUAGUUAUUUUCUAAAAAUUACCAAUAUUUGGAGAAAGAAAGUGAACACAAAAAAGCAAAUCAGUAUUUUGACUGUAGCACAGUAGCCACAGCAGCAUUUUAGUCUCUGAAGAAGGUUGUGCUCCAUACUGUUGUGUGCCUUAGUUGUGCUGCUCAUACAAAUGAAGGAAAGGAAAGGCCUCCAGCCACUCAACUGCCAUUAUUAGUUAUUCCUUUAAGGUUCCCAAGGUGGCAGGUACCUCUGUUAGUACUUGGACGAGAGGCACAGCAUCUCUUCACCACACUGCUUGGAUUUUCACAGGAUUGUACUAAAAGCUGUGACUCAUCCAGAAUCAGUUAUUUGUUUAUAUGGUAACAGUGCUCAUUCCUCUUCUCCAUGGUAAGUGACAGGAUGAAAAAAAACUGACAUUUUUCAGAGCCUUUUUACCUUUGAGUUUAGAGAGAAGAUGCUAAGGUACUGGAUAAUGAUACUGCAUUUGAUUGGGGAGUAAAAGGCAGGGAAGGAAGUGAACUUGGGCUUUUUCAGUAGGGUGUUCCCUCUUCAAGGCGACUGUGCCGAUUUGUUUGUUUUAUCAAUUUUAUGCAUAAUACGUGACUGUACAACCUUAUAUCUUAAGUAACUACAAAUCAUUGUUAUUUAAAGCCAACAAAAUAGCAUAACAGUUUUAAGUUCAAUAAUGUUAAGUAUUGUAUAGAAAUAUAUUGGAGGUAAAGUUCAGUUAUGAAAUUGUGUAUAUGUUAUUGAUGCUGUAAAUUAUUUUUAAUAAAGAAAAUUGUAUUAUCA